GAAUGGUCCCUUCACCCAGCCGCCUACCCCUUGCCCCAAUUUCCAUUUGAAAUGAAAGUCUCCCACUUUCUAGCUGAGACAGCCAAAAAUGUAAAACUCAGGCAAAACCAACAGGAACAAGGCAAUUUACCGUCACUUCCCGGGUCACUUCCAGAAGUCACUUCCGGGGUCGAGGAGAGGCCAAUGAGAUGUCUGCAACUGCUGGAGGAGUUAGGGGCCGGACCGCGCGCGGCCUGAACGCCUAAGGCGGGUUUUGCGCAUGCUCAUAUAAAGCUCUCCUAACCCGUCUUCCGGUGAAAAUUUCACGUGUUUCGGAGUCGGGGACUGUGUUUAGCUUUACUGAGGAGCUCUUAACUUUAGGCGGAUAUGAGUGAUUUCAGUGAAGAAUUAAAAGGGCCUGUAACAGAUGAUGAACAAGUGGAAACAUCUGUGCUGUCUGGUGCAGGAAUGCAUUUUCCUUGGCUUCAAACAUACAUAGAAACUGUGGCCAUUGGAGGGAAAAGGAAGAAGGAUUUUGCUCAGACAACAAGUGCUUGUUUGAGUUUUAUCCAAGAAGCUCUGCUGAAGCACCAGUGGCAGCAAGCUGCAGGAUACAUGUACAGUUAUUUUCAGACCUUGGAAGAUUCAGAUAGCUACAAAAGGCAGGCUGCACCUGAGAUUAUUUGGAAGCUCGGAAGUGAAAUUCUAUUUUAUCAUCCCAAAAGCAAUGUGGAGACUUUCAAUACUUUUGCUGACCGGAUGAAAAAUAUUGGCAUCAUGAAUUAUUUAAAGAUCUCCUUACAACACGCGUUAUACCUUCUGCAUCAUGGAAUGCUUGAAGAUGCUAAGAGAAAUCUGAGUGAGGCAGAGACAUGGAGACAUGGUGAAAAGACGUCUUCCCGGGAAAUAUUAAUCAACGUUAUUCAGGCCUACAAAGGGCUUUUGCAGUAUUAUACCUGGUCUAAAAAGAAGACGGAAUUGUCAAAGCUUGAUAAGGAUGAUUAUGCUUACAGCGCAGUAGCCCAAGAUGUGUUCAACCACAGCUGGAAGACGUCUGUAAAUAUUUCUGCAUUGAUUAAAAUUCCUGGAGUUUGGGACCCUUUUGUGAAGAGUUACGUAGAAAUGCUGGAAUUCUAUGGGGAUCGAGAUGGAGCCCAAGAGGUACUCACCAAUUAUGCAUAUGAUGAAAAGUUUCCAUCAAAUCCAAAUGCCCAUAUCUACUUAUACAACUUUCUCAAGAGACAGAAGGCACCAAGAUCAAAAUUGAUAAGUGUGCUUAAGAUUUUGUAUCAGAUUGUGCCAUCUCAUAAAUUGAUGUUGGAAUUCCAUACAUUACUUAGAAAAUCAGAAAAGGAAGAACACCAUAAACUGGGUUUGGAGGUAUUAUUUGGAGUCUUAGAUUUUGCCGGAUGCACUAAGAAUAUAACUGCUUGGAAAUACUUGGCAAAAUAUCUGAAGAAGAUCUUAAUGGGAAACCACCUUGUGUGGGUUCAAGAAGAGUGGAACUCCAGGAAAAACUGGUGGCCAAGCUUUCAUUUCAGCUACUUUUGGGCAAAAAGUGAUUGGAAGGAAGACACAGCUUUGUCCUGUGAGAAAGCCUUUGUGGCUGGAUUACUGUUAGGAAAAGGUUGUAGAUAUUUUCGGUAUAUUUUAAAGCAAGAUCACCAAAUCUUAGGGAAGAAAAUUAAGCGGAUGAAGAGAUCUGUGAAGAAAUACAGUAUUGUAAAUCCAAGACUCUGAUGCUGGAUUUUAGUUACUUCACAGUAGUAGCUACACAGUAAGCAGCUCAGUAGUUAUUGAAUAUAUUUAUGUAGUGUAUUAAGAAGCUUAUAUGAGUCUAAACUUAUUUUUAUAUAUUUUAAUUUUUUUAUUUAUAGCUAGGGAAACAAUAUUACUGCCUUUGUUCUUUGUAAAUAUGUCUGUUUUCUUUUUUGUAAUGUUAAAUGUUACAUUUGUUAAGGAAUAAUUCUUUAAAUGAAAAAAUAUUUAUCUAGAGAAUAUAGCUCUACAGCAGUUAUUGUUUGCAAAUAAUUUUCCUCUGGCUGUUGUGUAAUAAAAUACAACUUGUGGUACUGUGAAAUGAA
This is a messenger RNA of Sapajus apella (tufted capuchin), 2063 nucleotides long. RefSeq names its product TATA-box binding protein associated factor, RNA polymerase I subunit A (gene TAF1A). The transcript is spliced from 11 exons. Gene Ontology annotation, cellular component: RNA polymerase I transcription regulator complex. Lineage: Eukaryota; Metazoa; Chordata; Mammalia; Primates; Cebidae. The coding region runs from base 367 to 1719 and encodes 450 amino acids. The record is from RefSeq and is a predicted model, not a curated record. Gene Ontology annotation, biological process: transcription by RNA polymerase I.